Molecule: messenger RNA, 588 nt
Organism: Aspergillus nomiae NRRL 13137
Lineage: Eukaryota; Fungi; Ascomycota; Eurotiomycetes; Eurotiales; Aspergillaceae
Gene: mbf1
Product: multiprotein-bridging factor 1
Exons: 2
Cellular component (GO): nucleus
Molecular function (GO): DNA binding
Source: RefSeq, a predicted model, not a curated record
GCCACAACCUCACGCGAUCCAAUUUUACCGCCUUCGUCACUCUCCCCAUCCCUCAACACACAACCCCACCAUUCUCCUCCCUAUCAAGUCUUCUUCGAGCCUCUUCUAAACUCUUUCAAAAUGGAUGACUGGAGCUCUACUACUCGCAUUGGAAGCAAGCACCGCGCUGGCGGUGCCGCUCCUCGUGAGACUGUCGUCAAGGGCAAGAGCGCCCUGAACGCCGCUCAGCGCCAGGGUCUUGUUAUCGGAACUGAGAAGAAGUACGCCACUGGCAAUGCUGCUUCCAAAACUGGUUCUAUUGAAGGUCAGCACCUGACCAAGGUCGACCGCAGCGACGACAUCAUCAAGCCCAAGACCGUUGGUUACCAAGUUGCAGACGCUAUCAAGAAGCGACGUACCGAGGAGGGCUACAAGAUGACACAGAAGGAACUUGCCACCAAGUGCAACACCACCGUCACCAUGGUCCAGGACUUCGAGAAGGGUACCGCCACCCCCGACCAGAAGGUCCUCAGUGCGAUGGAGCGUGUGCUCAACAUCAAGCUGAGAGGCUCAGACAUCGGAAAGGAGAAGUUCCCCAAGAAAAAGUAA